Molecule: messenger RNA, 1129 nt
Organism: Ruditapes philippinarum (Manila clam)
Lineage: Eukaryota; Metazoa; Mollusca; Bivalvia; Venerida; Veneridae
Exons: 2
Coding region: 1-642 (213 amino acids)
Source: RefSeq, a predicted model, not a curated record
AUGGCCAAGCCAAACUACUCUAUUUGUCGGCUGCCAAUUACAUUUCUCGUCUGCCAAAAGAAAACCGAAAUCACAAAACGGACAACAUGCCCAGAUAAUGGAGCAGAACUCGUGCAUGACGGGUAUACAGCAGGUUCUCACUACACCCACAGUGGGGCGGCAGUAAAUUACCUCUGUUUGCCAAAAAACCCACCGUGGGCAAAGUACAAUGACGAUUUAAAUGACAAUCGGGCAUUUGUUUAUGGCGCUGAAUAUCAGUGUUUUGAUGAAUCUCCACAUACGCAUGACCAUGAUGUACCAUGUGCUGUUUGUAAAACCCCAAGAACACCUGUUAGAAUGAUUCCUGCCAGAAAUGAAUGUCACAACGGUUGGACUUUGGAAUACAGAGGGGUGCUAGUUGCUGGACAUCAUACGCAUCCUGCUGCAUCUGAAUACGUGUGUCUGGACGAAUCUCCGGAGAUCAUAACAGGUUGCAAUGCAGAUCAAAAUGGAAUUUUAAUGUUUUCUGUUGAAGGAAGAUGUGGUUCACUAAAAUGCCCACCAUAUAUAAACGGUCGAGAACUUACUUGCGCUGUUUGUUCCUAUGUUUCAUAUAAAAGUACGAGAGGUAACCAAAACAGGCAUUGGACGAGUGGGAAAUAAAUAUGAUUUAUAUUGUUAAUUUUGCUAAACAAAAAUUAAGAUUUCCUACAUUUAAUCCAGUUUGUUUGAAUAUUUAGGAUCAACUUUGCUAUACGACCGAAAUAUCGGCACUUCAAAAUAUAACUAGCUGUCAAAGGGAAAUAAGCAGAAGUUGGAUUUUAGCAAACGUUUUUCACGGUUGUUUUUCCCCGGUUUAACUUCUACAAAGUACAAUUGAUGAAAACGAGUCAUUGGUGCAAAUUACUAUUCAGAAAAGAAAUUUAUUCAGAUAUCAGUCUUUCGAUUUGUUGAACAAAUUAGUACAUUUCAAUAUUAAUAUAUAUUUAACCGUUACAAACGUAGCGGGGAACAAAACGCUAAAUUUCACAGACAGUAAUAUCAAUACCCUUGCUCAAAAAGGGACGACAACACUUUGUUAAUAAUUAUUAAAUUAAAUGCUCAUUAUCUCCCUUUUAUAUAAGCAGAAUACUAUAUUUGAAUAUAAACU